AUGAACAGUCUCUGGAGCUGUUGGGUGAUUUUGGACGGGUCCUCGAGUCCAGAAAUUGACAACGUUGGGUCUGAGAGAUAUUCCAGAGACGUGGCACAGUCGCCGGUUUCCAUUCUCAGGCUCUCCAGCAGCAGAUUGGACGCCAAAAACAUCAGCUUUGGUCUGGCGAUCUGGGUCUCAAAAACCUUGGCGUCGAUCGACUUGGACGUGAUAAUGGAGCUCAACACAUCCUUGUGCAACUUCUCGGUGUGUUUAGAAGUUCCUCUUCUCAAAACCGUGUUCAUGUCGAUCGAAGUCUCUGUUCUGUUCCAACUCGGUAGGCGUUCUUCUGACUUUCUGGAACAGAAUGGUGAUGGCAAGGAUAUUGAUGGAGCUGUCUUUGAAUUCGGUAGCAAUCACAAGAACUGCAGCAAUCACGUUUCUGUAAAUCAACGGGAGAACGUCAACAGAGUACGAGCCAUCUUCCGUCAUAGCAGAGGUGGGGAUCUCGUUAGAUGUUGA
Molecule: messenger RNA, 501 nt
Organism: Ogataea philodendri
Lineage: Eukaryota; Fungi; Ascomycota; Pichiomycetes; Pichiales; Pichiaceae
Exons: 3
Coding region: 1-501 (166 amino acids)
Source: RefSeq, a predicted model, not a curated record